Messenger RNA from Echinops telfairi (small Madagascar hedgehog), 1000 nucleotides. RefSeq names its product polycomb group ring finger 3 (gene PCGF3). Lineage: Eukaryota; Metazoa; Chordata; Mammalia; Afrosoricida; Tenrecidae. The record is from RefSeq and is a predicted model, not a curated record. Gene Ontology annotation, biological process: regulation of transcription by RNA polymerase II. Gene Ontology annotation, cellular component: PRC1 complex. The transcript is spliced from 6 exons. Bases 9 to 518 code for a protein of 169 amino acids.
AUAGGACCAUGCAAGACAUUGUUUACAAACUGGUACCAGGCCUGCAAGAAGCGGAGAUGAGGAAGCAGAGGGAGUUCUACCACAAGCUCGGCAUGGAGGUGCCUGGGGACGUCAAGGGGGAGACGUGCUCCGUGAAGCAGCACGUAGAUUCCCAUCGGAACGGUGAAACCAAAGCGGAGGACAGUCCCAACAAGGAGGCGGCCGAGGAGAAGCAGGAGGAGGACAACGACUACCACCGGAGCGACGAGCAGGUAAGCAUCUGCCUGGAGUGUAACAGCAGCAAACUCCGGGGCUUGAAGCGCAAGUGGAUCCGCUGCUCGGCCCAGGCCACCGUCUUACACCUAAAGAAGUUCAUCGCCAAAAAGCUGAACCUCUCGUCUUUCAACGAGCUGGACAUCUUAUGCAACGAGGAGAUCCUGGGCAAGGACCACACCCUCAAGUUCGUCGUUGUCACCCGGUGGAGGUUCAAGAAAGCCCCGCUGCUACUGCACUACAGACCCAAGAUGGACCUGCUCUGAGCGCGGGCCUCGGCCACACCACGGACUCUGCCCGCCCCGGGCACCCCAAGGACCCACCACACGGGGACCAGACUUCUGAAUAGAGAAUAUUUAUAACUUUUUGUACGAGAGAGAAUUCACGACUCAGCCCGACACUACCAGCACCGUGUUUACAGACGACGAAGACACUUCACAGCCCUCGUCGCCGAGAGCCCCCCUGCCCUGCCUGCGCCGGGCAGCGGCGUGGCCCCCCUGGAAGGAGCGCGUCUCCACACCGACCACCUUUGCUUGCUUUCCAGGUCUUGACCAGAGUCUCCGUUUGUGUCCGUUCGGUCUCCAGGAGUUAGGGUUCACGCCAAGCCUCCAGAACUCCCACAUGCUUUGACGGACUCCUUCCUAAGUUAUUGGACAAGACCCCUCUUCACGGUGAACCAUGCUAUUUAUGUUGCCUUUAGCCUCCUUGAAGACCUAGAAAUUAUAUAAAAAAAUUUAAUUUAAAAGUA